CUGAAGCUUCUCCGGCCUUCUCCGUCCCCGGAAUCCCCAUCCCCACUCCCCGCCGAGCACCAAAACAGUUUGGCAGGACGCCCGCCGAGCGGCGAGCCGCCGAACAUCACAAGCACACACGAGUGACGAGGCCGCCAACCUUCCAGAAGCUUCGCCAAAGAUGCUCUCCAAGCUGUCGGCGUGGUUCUUGAACCCGCGCCGGAACCCGCUCGCGCGACUCCACCGGAACGCCAUCGCUUCCCGCCUCCGCAAAUACGGGCUCCGGUACGACGACCUGUACGACCCGUACCAUGACCUGGACAUCAAGGAGGCGCUGGCGCGGCUGCCGCGGGAGGUGGUGGACGCACGCAACCAGCGACUCAAGCGCGCCAUGGACCUCUCCAUGAAGCACAAGUACCUACCCGACGACGUCCAGGCUAUACAGACGCCAUUCAGGAGCUACCUUUCUGACAUGCUUGCUCUUGUGAAAAAGGAGAGCGCAGAGCGUGAAGCAUUGGGAGCGCUUCCACUCUACCAGAGAACCAUCCCAUAAAGCGCCUUUGCAUGAUCCAACAGUGCACGCCAUGGUCAGCAGCGUCUUGUAGUAUAAUGUGUAUUGUUUCUUUUCCCAGGAAAUACUAUGUACUAUUAUGUUUGGCAGCAAAAAAUAAAAAAGACAUAUGUUUUACUGACAUUUUGGUAUAGAAGUCUACAUGGUUAUGCACAACUGUUUUCGCUUCAGUUGAACAACUUGCCGUUGUCCUCUCGUAGUCCUACAACAAUAUAUGGUCGAUGAGAUGUAUAUUUGUGUAUUUACAAAAUUCUGGAACUGUUCGGUUCACUUCGCGAACAGAUAUACUGUACUGAGGUCCCUCAUGUCAGAUGCACUGUGCAAUGUUUUGUGUCA
Molecule: messenger RNA, 886 nt
Organism: Sorghum bicolor (sorghum)
Lineage: Eukaryota; Viridiplantae; Streptophyta; Magnoliopsida; Poales; Poaceae
Product: cytochrome b-c1 complex subunit 7
Exons: 4
Coding region: 161-532 (123 amino acids)
Biological process (GO): mitochondrial electron transport, ubiquinol to cytochrome c
Source: RefSeq, a predicted model, not a curated record